This is a messenger RNA of Camellia sinensis, 1044 nucleotides long. The record is from RefSeq and is a predicted model, not a curated record. Lineage: Eukaryota; Viridiplantae; Streptophyta; Magnoliopsida; Ericales; Theaceae.
UAAUGUUAUAACCAUUCAAGCAAAACAAAAACUUGUAAACAAGAACAAUGAGUUCAAAGAAGCUAACUUGUGUCUGCAUAGCUUUCUUUUUGGUUUUAUGUGCAAGUGUUCGGUUGGAAGCUCAGCUUCAAGUGGGGUUUUACACAAGUUCAUGUGCCAUAGCUGAGUUUGUUGUCAAAGAUGAGGUUAGGAAAGCGUACAUGAGUGAUAUGGGACUGGCUGCUGGUCUAGUCAGAAUGCACUUUCAUGAUUGUUUUGUUAGGGGUUGUGAUGGAUCAGUUCUCAUCGACUCAACUACAUCAAACACAGCAGAGAAAGAUGCUCCGGCCAAUAAUCCUAGCCUUCGAGGGUUUGAAACCAUCGAUAAUGCAAAGGCUAGGCUUGAAACUCUCUGUCCAGGAAAAGUAUCCUGUGCAGAUAUAGUUGCUUUUGCUGCAAGAGAUAGCGUCGAGAUGGCUGGAGGACUUGGCUAUGAUGUUCCUGCUGGAAGAAGAGAUGGCAGAGUUUCGUUAGCUUCCGAAGCAAAUACGAAUCUACCUUCUCCUGCAUCUAACGUCAACCAACUCACCCAAAUCUUUGGUAACAAGGGACUAACACAAGAAGAAAUGGUUACACUCUCCGGAGCACACACUAUAGGUCGUGCUCACUGCACGUCCUUUAGCCCCAGACUAUACAAUUUCAACACAACAACAAACCAGGAUCCGACUCUGGAUUCCCAAUAUGCAUCCCAGCUUAAGCAGAAGUGCCCUCAGGGCAGCACAAACACUAACUUGGUGGUCCCAAUGGACCCCUCCAGCCCGAACGUAAUGGAUGUAGGCUACUACAAUGAUAUUUUGGCUAACCGAGGUUUAUUCACUUCAGACCAGACUCUCCUGACAAACUCAGCUACAGCGAACCAAGUUAAUCAAAAUGCAAUGAACACCUUUGUUUGGGGAAGCAAAUUUGCUGCUGCUAUGGUGAAGAUGGGUCAAAUUGGGGUUUUAACGGGUGGUGCUGGAGAGGUUCGAUUGAAUUGUAGGAAGAUCAACUAAAGAGAGGAAUGAU